Messenger RNA from Penaeus vannamei (Pacific white shrimp), 2539 nucleotides. The record is from RefSeq and is a predicted model, not a curated record. Lineage: Eukaryota; Metazoa; Arthropoda; Malacostraca; Decapoda; Penaeidae.
GAGAGUGGAGUGCCUACACUAGCCCUCUCUUCCGCGCACUUACACGCGGCUACACCUGCUCCGGACACGCACACGCGGACACGUCCUCUCGCCGCUCGCUGCAGGGGCGUCGCGAAGAUUUGUUCCCUGAAGAACGUGUUACAAAACAGUGAAAGACUUUGUGUGCUGCCAAGUGCUUCAACAUGGAUAAAAUUUUAGUUUUAGAUAUCGUUGCGAAAGAUGUCACGCAAAAAUAAUAUGUGUACACUUACCAAUUACCCAAGGGAGAGUGGACUGAAUUAAUUUCAAAUUCACGGUCAUAGCACCGUAACAAAGUUGUGAAACAGUGAGGCACCGUGUUAUAAUCUUCACAGGGACAGACGCUAUAAAGCUUUUGCUGGCGACCGCGCAUCCCGGGAGUCUUCAGGCUGGUCUUCGAAGGAAACUUCAGGAGACUUCGAGCCUGCAAUUGCCCCGCCCGGAGUGCUGCGCCUCCAUCAUGCGGUGCGGGUCGAGCCUCCCUUCACCGCGCCCUUUCGCCGCCCCCAAGAGGCCCUCCACUGGCCCCUCGUCGUCGUAGACCUCGUUGCAGCCUCCUCCGCCUGGGAGCCAUGGCAGGGGCACGGGAGGUCACGCUCACGGAGGUCACGACGGAGGUGGCCUUCAAUGAGUUCCUCUCCUCGGUGUACCGAGGGCUGACGCGGCCGCCGCCCAGCGCCCGUGAUCAGGUCAACCUCACGGGAGUGAUGGCCAGACUGACAGCUCGCACGCCCGCGCCGCCCACGCCCCUGUUGUCCCCAGACUUGCCCGACACGUCCGACCUGCUGGGGGCGGCGUUGGGUGGCGCGACGCUGCUCCUGCUCCUCCUGGUGCUUUUGUAUCGCGGGUGCUGCGCCAGGGUUGCCGCCCCCGCGCCCGCGACGCCCACCCUGCUCCCAGCCCACGUCGUUCGGACUCUGAUCGUGCUGGCGCUAGUGCUGGUGCAGCUGGGGGCGUGCGGCGAGGCGGCUGUAAGGCACUGGAGGUCGCCCCGCCCGCAUGUGCUCCUCACGCCCGCGCCCGUCCUCACCCUCGCCUCCACGCUCGUCACGGCGGCAUACUACCACGCCCUUGAGACCUGGGCUGCCCACGGUUACGUGAGCGUGAGUACGAGCGUAUGGGCGUGGCAGAGCGGGCUGGGGAUGCUGAGGAUAUGGCAGGUGGUCGUGGGCGGGGUGUCGCCGUGGCUCGUGUAUCCGUGCCUGAGCGCCGCCGCCGUGCUGCUCGCCGCGCUGCUCCUCGUGCUCGACGUCGCCACGCUCGUCGCUUGGGUGAGAAUGCUUGCUUGCUGCGCCGGGGCUGGGCGUGCCUCAGCCCCUGGCCGUUGCUGCAGGAUGUGUGUGAGGGACAUGAUGAUGAGGGAGACAUGCAACACAACUAAAAGAAAAUCACGAAAGUGAUUGUGGGUGCUACUAAAAGCAAAACAGAACAUUAGGGUAAAUAACGCAAGGUGAAAGAGCCAGACGGAACGGGCAAAGAGAAUUAAGAGGAGGGAUAAACAGAUAGGAGUAAACAAAGCUGCAGGGGCUUCGCAAUACAAACAAACAAACAAACACACGGAGCUGAGCGAGGCCAAGGACUGGCACGCAGAGAGGAAUGCCACUGCAAUGAUGGGGACGUGUUAUGACAGCGCAUCCUGAUGAAGGGAACGCACGCUAAACGUCACUGCCAAAUGGGUCUGAAUUGACAGAGUAACAUCUCAUGGCGCUCGGUAUCUGAUGGACGAGCGCGUGUCACUUAAUGCCAGAAUUGAUUAUCCGUCGAAUUUAAUAAUCAUAUAAUUGGGGAUAGCCAAGGGUUCAUGUUACAAAAAAUUUGAUUCUAAUUCAUUUCUGUUUCGCUACAUCGAAAAUCGAACCUUAAACAAGCAAUAACCUCUGUGAUUGUAAGCUGAUAAACAAAAGCCAAUACAAACAAACAACCUCAAAAACAGACAUCUACCAACUAUGCAAGAAAUAUCACUGGUCAAAUGCAACUAGAACACAAAGGACAAGUCAUAAAAGAAAAGAAUCACUUCGGGGAACACAGGGAGGCAACGAGCAAGCAACAGAAGGUCGAAACAACAAGGACAAUAAAGCCACAGGAGUCACAGGUUAAUCGGGGUCUCGUCCUGGGGGCAGCGAGGGUACCAUUAGAGCCAAGAGGGAUCCUCCAAGUGGGCGGUUGAACGGCGUGUAAAAAAUCCAUCUGUUUGUUUUGCUUCGGGUCGUAUCCUUACCUGCGCAACCGUAGUGAAAAUGUUGGAGAUUUAUAUAUCGCAGUAGAGGUUGGAAUUUAUACGGAAAAUGUAUAAAAUAUUGUUUGUGGUCGGACUCGAGGAGAUAAAACGUAAGAGAGGAUAGACUAAGGCCCAAAUGCAGCGUUCUCUUGCGGUGAAAAAAUAGGUUCUCAUCUAUAUGGUAAACAGGAAGAAGAGAAGAAGGGGGUCAAGCGUGGUAGGGAGAGAGAAAGGGAGAAGAUAAGAGAGACGAAAAUAAAAGGAGCGAGGUAGAAAGGGAGAAGGAAAGAGUCACAGAUAGGG